CGUGUUUUCAAAUAAUAAUGGGAUGGUAUUACGUCCGUUGUACGAUACAACUAGUACAUAUCCUCGGACUUAUCGUUUGAAGGCUACUUACAUCACGAUAAUUUUUGUACGGUACUUUGGCUAACCUGUGUUGUAUUAAUUUAUUUCUUGAAAGCCAUUUUUUUCAUCAUAGUGUUUUUGUCCGGUUUUUGUCGUGUCUACAGACGUGAAAAUUUUUUUAUUUUUUUCGAUAGUGUUGUGUUCUUCAGUGCCGGUUGUAGAAAUGAAGCGUGUGACAGAAUAAUGUGCAUCUGUGGGAAAAAACACGCAAGACUUCAGAACUUUCCACUUAAAUAUUCAAAAGAAUGGCCAUGAUUGUCGUUUUCAAAUGUUUGGAACGCCACGGUUUUGUAAUGUAUGCGCGUGUGACUUUUCGAUUGCACAUGGUGAAAGGGAUGACUGUAGACGGCAUAUUGAAUCAAAGAAACAUGCAGAACAUUUUAAAGCCGUGACUAGCAAUAAAUCUAUAUUUUCGUUUUUUCGCUACAUCUGAAGAAACGAAAGUAACGAACGCAGUUAUUGUUUACAAGUCCUUGUGUUUGUCUUGUUUGUUUACAUGACAUUUCUUAUCGAACCAGGAUAAAAGAAGCAAAUAAAAAGACAGUUGUUUUAAAGUUUAACUUUGAAUACAUUGAAUUGAAGAUUCAAAAUAUCCAGUAAAAUUAUUAAUAUUUCUUACAUAUUCAGAUGAUUGUAUUGUUCAAAUAGAUUUUUUUAUGUAUUAAUUUGCAUUGUAUUCAUAUUUUUCUUUUUCUUUUGCAUAUUAUUGUCGUUGUUUUAUCUUGUGAGUGUGUUAUAAUGCCCCAGGAAAAAUUUAUCGUGCAUGAUUUACGCGUACUUUUUUCAUAUACCUAAUUGCCAUUACUGAUGGGUGUGAUUUGAGGUUGGCAGCUCUGCACCCUGUAACCCACCGUUUGGGAACCGCUGUUCUAGAGUGAAAAAACUUAACACACUGACACUAAACAUCUCUGUCUUUUUGAAAACAAGCCUUGGCUACACUAUAUUUCUAAGAAUCUCUGGAGAACCACAGGAUAAGGUUGCUGCUAGUAUCAAUGAAACAGUAUGCCUGUGACCACAAUCUGGAAUAUCUCUCGUGGCAAACAGUCUCGGCUUUGCUUUUAAAUCACAACAUAAAUUCAUGUUUCUAUAGCAAGCACAUAUGGUGGUUGCAUUUUUGCACAGUCUACCUUAAUUUGUCUGUACAGUUAUCUUCACGAAAACUCAUGUUAGAUUUUAUACAGGACUGUUUUCCUCGGUAAUUCAAAUUCACACACUCAGGUAUGUAGUACUAAAACAAUCUCACACAUGGCUGUAAUGUUAUACUGAUGUUAAUACGUCUUUCCCAAAUAAAGGUGAGUUUUCAUAAUCCAGUAGGAAUUUUUAAAUACUGUUUUCAUAGUAAGGUAUUGAGUUGUGAAAAACACCACUUUCAAAAAUUUAUUAUUUUAUUUACAGAAAAGCAUUGACUAGAAGUUAACCAAUCAGUGGAAAACAUACCUAUUUUGAAAAUUUUUUAUGGAAAAGUUACUCUCCGCCAGAAUUACUGUUUUUAAAAUACCAUUUUAUGCCAACUUCAACGCUGUUUCCGAGUUCUCAGAUGUCUUUAAUCCAGUGUAAUUAAAAACAAACCAUUUAAUGCAAAUCAGUUUUCACAAAAUGCAAAGUUUUUUAAUGUACCUGACAUUACAAACAUUUCACGUUGACAUCGUCCGGGCCUGCGGCCCUGUUAAGUCCGAUAUGCCACCGCCAAAACACCCCCCACCCUCCAUUCAAACCUCCCGCCUACCUGUGCAUCCAUGUGCGUGUGUGUUCGCCCGGCAAGAGGGUGCUGUCGAGUCAGUGCGCCGCACCCCUAAAACAUAAUUAAAUGUAAUUGUGUUAUUUGUUUUAAUGUUCCCCAAGUGCAACGUGAAGGUAGAUCGGCCGGGAGGGUUUUAUGUACUUUUAAUUAAAAUAAGGUAUCAAAAUUGACGUCGUCCGGGCCUGCGGCCCCCUUUGAGCCCGAUAUGCCACCGCCCAAACACCACCAUCUGUUCAAACCUCCCGCUUGUGCGUGUGUUGCUAGCCCGGCAAGAGGGCAUUUAGCUGCAGUGUGCCGCACCCCUAAUUGGUAUUAAUAAAUAUUGUAAUCCUUUUCUUUUCACCCCAAAAUAGUGUCACGACGGCUAUGCAUGUGAGUGUCUUUUAUUUAACUAAUUCAUGAUGUUUUGUUAUUUAAUAAGUGCAAGCAUGAACAAGGAUGCUCCCUAGCGGGCGACGGAGGAACUAGCAUGCAACUUCAUUUAAACCAUUUUCUAUCAUAUAAGUAAUUAUUACAGACGGUCUGGGCAUGGAUGUAAUGUACUAAUUUUUGUAAAAGGAUUUAUGUAUUUUUCAAUAGUAACCCGGGGCAUGCCAAAGCUAAGUUGUAACGGUAAUUGUGUUCGGCGCGAAGGGCGCCAUGUUGCCUCCCGCAAGCCCUGGUCUCUUCCCAGUCUCUUUCUCCAGCCGGCCGAGGGCGGACGUGUCUGCAACUCGAGGCGACCACGUGCGUGGUUCGCCUCCUCACCUAAUUCGAUUCGUGCCUUGGGCGUGUUAUAGCUGUAUCAACGGAGCAUUGUGUAAGGGCGUGUACCGUGAGUAAUAAAAACCAACUAAUUGAGUCACUUGUUUUUGUGUUCCGGGGGCCACGUGGGUCCUUAACCUGGUCAGCUGCGUGUGGGACGUCCUGAGAGCCCACUGCGAUUAAUUAGGAGCGUGCCCGACGCUGAGAGCGGGCUUGGUUAGGGACAGGUGUUGCGUAAAAAUCAGGAGGGCUAAUAUCUCGCCGCACACGGGCCACGUAACGCCCUGAGUUAGAGUACUCCAGCCAGGUCCACGUGGUGGCGCCCAUUAAUUUCCACCAAUAAUCCAAUCUUAGCACCGGUACGCCCUCAAAAUAUAAUAGCGUUUCCGGACAUUCCCGAGAAAUCCCGAAGCCAGACAAUAAUUAAAUGUCAUUCUUAAUAAUUGUAAUUUGUAGUAUUCUUUUGCAUUAUUCAGAAAAUGUCACAUAAUUUUUAAAUCAUUCUUGUCAUGUUACUUUAGUUUCCCGUGGCACGAAUUCACAAAUAUCUUUAACGGCAAUUGUUUCGGCGGGAGGACGCCAUAUUAGUCGAGCCGAGCCGAGCCGAGCCGAGUUAUGAUCUCAGCCCAGUCUUCCACCAUCAACGACCGAGAGUAGACGCUUCUGCACUCUGGGGACCUCACCGCUUGUUUUCACCGCUAAGUAAUUCUGUUUAAUUUUAAUUCUUUCCAAAUCGUUUUCUUUUCAUCCUCAGAGCUUCUCUCGGUCGGGGGACUGUUUAAUUAAUUAUCUUACGACCAGUAACGAUCUUUGUUUCUAUGUAAUACGUAAUUAGAGAUGUGACCACGUGGUGGGUCUUUACACCUAAACCGAUUCGUGCCGCGGGCAUUUUAUACAGUUUCAAUCGUGUACGUGAGUUGAAUUAGUCGAAUAAAUCAGGUGUGUAAAUCUAACGUAUUAUUUUAUUAUUUAAAUCUGUAUGACCACGUGAAGUGUGACGGCGUGUGGAACGCCUGAGAGUCCACUGCGUAGAUAAUAGCGUGCCCAACGCUGAGAGCGGGCAGGAUUUAGUGCUAGGUGUUUUCAGGGGGUAAAAUCACGCCUCACAUGGGUGACGUCACACCCUGAGUUAGGAGUCUCACCGGGUCCACGUGCCUCACCACGUGGUGGCGCCCACUAACAUAUCACCUUAAAACCGUCCGAACAACCCCCGGCCCCAGCAAGUGCCCCCGUAACAACGUUGUUUUAAUUACACUAACAACUUUGAAACAAACAUAGGAAAUUUAUUAUAUUUCCUAGACUAGGAAAUUUUAUGAUAUAUUUGACCUCUUAAAUGAAACACAAAACCAUUUUAUGUUACCUCAGAAUUUAAAUUGAAAUGGAAUUAGUAGGAUGUUUAAUUAUUGCCUAAAAAUUAUUCUGUAAACUCCCGUAUUAGCUAUUUUCACUAUUUAAAAAUAUAUAUUUUAAAAACAAAAUUCAGACACAGAAUCAUUCUUAAAUACUUUUCAUAAAUGGACACAAGAUGGAUUCGUUGGGCAGUUUUCAAAUUUUGUUGUUUUAUUCUGAAGCUCUUCACACCGUAUGUGUGCCUGGGUGAGUGGGGCUCUCAUCACAGUAAUUAUUGACAAUAAUUAUUACUGUUGCAUAAUUGACCUUUACAUAAAAAUAUAAUCUAACACACCAUUUAAUCCAACUUAUUGAAGAUGCUGACAAUUCAAAAUACAUAGCUGUUAACGUUAAAAAAUAUAAAUCUAUGACCAUGAUCACAAACAAAAUAUACAUACACUGAUUAAAAAACAUAACAAAUAAGUACCCUGGUUAAAAGGAAUUGCACAUUAAAAUAUUUAUCUAAAAAAAAAUUAUGCAAUUUUAAAACAAUUUCUGUACUUCUUGCUCCUCACCAUUGGCAUAAAUUAUUUCAAUGAAAAGUGUAUUUUUUACACACUAUUGUUUAAUAUGGCACAAAUCAAUCAUUAAAAUGUGUACUUAGAGCCCUUCCAUGUUAAAACAACAUGGAAAAAAAAAUUUUUUUCAUCCUCAUCAUCUCAAGAAUUGUUGUAAUUUAGCACAGUAAUUAACAGUAAUGAACAUAUGUAAUUUUAUUAAAAUAUGUGAACUUGUUUUCGAUGCCUAGAGCUAAAUACAGUAUUUUAAAAAUGGGGCAAGAAACAGACUGUAGCAGCAAUUUUUUUAAAUUACUUUAUAAUCUUUUCUAAUUUAGAGACUUGAGCUGUGUGCCAUUUUACAGCUUUUUAUGCUCUUUCCUAAAAUAUAGAAGACUUUAUAGCUUUAAAAAAGUUUCUCAAAUCUAAUUAAUUUUUUAAAUCAAUUUUUUAAUUAUACAUUGACGUCGCCCAAGACUCUCCUGAUUCGCGUAGCCUGUUAUGCCACCUAUACACCUCCUCUCUGGAGGGGAGUGCAACUCAGCGAAUACUAGCCGCCGCUGGCGAGUCGAUUGUCGCCUACGCAACAAUCGACUGUGUGACAAUGUUUGCUAGUUGAUCAUCAACGCUCAAGAAGGAAGAGUAUGCACGCGGCGUGGAGGACGCAACUCAAAUUAUACCAGCGUGUGUGGGUCGCAGAUUCCUUCAUCACCAUCGGAGAGCCACCACCACCACUCCUGCCGUCUGCUGCAGCCAUGCAGUGACGUCACGCCCUGAAACGAGUCUCUGCUCGCCCUGCGAACUGGCCAGCAGGCACAAAAUCAAGGUCAUUUGGUGCCUCUAAAAAAACCAUUUCAAAUGACAGCGGCGGUAGGACAACAAUUGGUGCCCAGCUGGUGUGGCCUUCAAGUAUUUUCAUAAUUUUGUUAAAAUCCUAAGUCUGAAACAGGACGACGCAGUAAGGACAGACGCUUGUCGCGCGGCAACAGGAAGCUGGCGCGGAGGCGUGAUAAGGUAGGCAAGGAUUUGGUGUCUGCGUCUCAUGCCGGGAUCAAGUAGCCGCCGACUCGCCGAGAUUCGGCCGCGCAAUACCCGAGUGAACAUGAGAUAAACGCCGUCAACACGUCGGGAUCAACAGUAUCGUGUUACAACAUCGCGCUGCGAGAGCAUUGUUUUUCUUUCCCCCCUUCCCCCCCCUUCCCCCCCCCCUCUUCCCCCACACCAUGAGUGGAACAGAACCAAACUUUGCUGAAGCUGCUGGCUCUGGGAUAUUGCAGGACCACUCAAUGUUGCAUCUUCCGCAGGGCGAGAAGCGAGCGGACACGGGACACGUGGUCGGGGGAGAGGGGAGGAGGCCCUCCCUGCCAUCGGCGCAACCACGGAUAUGGCCGGGCGCAGCGCACACAUAGCAAUCGACUUGAGGAGGCGUGUGGAACAGUUGCCGAAUUAAGUGCCCGUAGGAUGAUAAUGGACAGUUAAGUCUGCGUGCCGGACACGUCACUACCGGACAUAACAACUGAACAACAGUUUGCCAGUGGCGAAGGACGCGGAACAAUAGUGUGCGGGGCAGUGCGUUGUCGGGGAGAGUUUGGGGAGACAGCUGUUUGCCACGAGCGUGGACUAAGAAAAUACUGCUUAUGAACGACCGCACUCGUUUUCCUGUGCUUCCGUUAUGGAUUAUAUCUGUGUACAGCGUGUGAUGAAUGAGAAAUAAACACUGCAGUCAAGCAACCAGUGGUCGUUUUCCGCACUGGGGGCGGCGGAUUCACUUUACUGGAGUUUACGGGUCAAGCUCAUGGCAAUUCAUGGCAAUUCGCGAGUAUUCAUCCGCGUCUGUCGUGAAAAGCUCACCAUAUUAGUGCGCGGAACCGGGUUUCGACCCACAUAGAAAUAGUCGCAGGCGGAAACGCGGCAGCCUCGUGUAAAGUGUUCAGCGUCUUGAGUAUAAAGGACCAUCAAACUUUAUUCCAGUUGUUCUCUUUUCAUCUCUGGAGACUAAGUCCCUCGGCCACGCGGCCCGAACCCCCCUCUACCGAACCCUGAGUAGCUGUCGGAACAGCAGCAUUGUCACGGACUAGUUGACCAGCCGGCGACAGAAUGACUUUACUGCCAAUUCAUAUAGUCCACCAUAUUUUUGACGUUUGCCUGUAACAAGUGUGUCCUUACCUUCAAACAACUUGCACAAGAGCGCAGUUGAUUGGAAUUUGCUCUUAGGUUUACGAUCUUGAACAGCCAGGAGUGAAAACAAAUUCUUUGAAAUGCCUGGUACACACCAAACAUCUAAUAAAACAUAUUUUUUCCAUCUUCCUUCUGAGAAUGCCUCAAUUUCAAUAGAUCCUUGACCAAUAGCUUUUACUUUUGAACCAUCUGCAGUAAUAAUCACAUGAUCACCAUCAGAAAAAAUGAUCAAAUGUUUUGAACCAGUCUCUUCUAUUGCAAAUGUGAUGGGUAGCUCCAUUAUCCACAUACCAAUUUUAACUAUUGGAUUCUGUAACUAAAGCAUCUGAACUAACUGUAAAAAGUCUAGCUCCUUCAGCCUUUGUACAUUUAGCUUUUGCUGGUUUAGGUGGUCUACCAUCUGCAAUCCAAAAUCUACACUUUUUAAUAUAAUGACCUUUCUUAUCGCAAUAAGCACAUUUCAUUUGGCUCUUGUUAAAAGAAGGUUUAUACUGCUUACCUCGUAUGGUUUUGUCCAUUUCUGUUACCCCUCUAACAUGUAAAAUCUCUUCAGAGAUACUCUCAAGCAAAUUGGUUUCAAAUGUACACAAUUUUUGCGUUAAAUUAUCUAAAUUCUUAUGUUCAUCAUUAAUCAAUCGCCAGCCAUUAGUAAAUGUUUUAAAUUUUUUGGGCAAUGAUUUAAAAAUUUUACAAAUUAAUAAAACAUCUUUGUUACCUUCAGGUUGUUUUUCAAUCUCUUGUUUCAAUUGAUUCCAGACAUUAGACACUUGAUAUAAAUCCUUCAACAUUGUCUUCUGAAGGCCAUUUUGCUUCAAAGAAAUUAUUAUAUAAAUCAAAAAUUCUGUCUUCAGAAAAAGUAUCAAAAAGUUGACAAAGUCCUAACCACAUCAUACGAGCAGAUUCAUAUCUACGAACUUUUUCGAACAUUUCUUCAGUCAUGUUAUUUGACAUAACCAGUAAAGCUUGAUUGUCUGUACUUUUAAAUAGGGAUAAUUGCCUUUUAUAAUCUUCUGAUUCUUUUUCAGCCGGAUCAAUCUCUGGUGGUUUUAACAAUCCAUCAAUUAUAUCUAUUGCAUUUGGAAUUAAACGUAAGGCCAUCCUAAUUUUAGUCUUCCAGUUCUCCCAAUUAGAUUUUCCUUCUAAUAAUGUUAUUUGAGGAACUGAGAAUGAACUCAAAUGCUGUGAUUCCAUGUUGUGAUGAAUACUUAAACUGAUGAACUGCUUACCUUGUUAAUUUUAAGAACCUUAAAGAAUAUUCCCAGGUGUCUGGGCCCAUAACCUUUUGAAGCUGGUUCUUAAAAUAUAUAAAACCAUAUUAUUGAAGAAGGCAUUUAUUUAGUUAAUUUUAUAUUAACUACAACAUAUUAUUUUAAAAGAAGAAUCAAGAAACAAAACGUAACUAUUGUUUUUGUAUAAACAAAAGCAUUGAGAUUACACUAAUAAGAAGGGAGUUUCAUAACAACAUAAUGUGUACUUUAACAAAAUAGAGCCAUAGUCUUUAAUUUUUUUUUUAACAAUGAAGUCAUUAUCAGUCCAAAUUUAUAUUUUGCCCUUUAGUUUACAACAAUACUAUUAUUGGAAUUAAUAUGACAAUUUUUAAACAUGUACUUAAAAAGUAAAGAAUAAAUUUUUAUUAUUAUUUUAUAAACUUUUUUUUUUACGUUAAGCUAUGUAGUUGUUAAUAUCAUAGUAAAGGGCAUAACAAAUGCUGUAAAAUGGCACCCACGUCAGGUCUCUAGCUAAAUAAGGAUAUCUUCUAGAUUUAUUAAAUAAAACAGCUAUUCCCCUUUUUUCCCCAGCAUUAUUCAAAAUGUUAUCUCUGUAAAUCAAAAACGAGUUGACAUACCACUCAAAUAAUUUAAUAUUUUUCCUAGUUAAUACUAAUAAUAAACCUGUGCCAAAUUUCAAGAAAAUCUUAGUUGGUAAGUUUUGUGUCCCUGUGUGAAAUUGAUGGGGAAUGACCCUGUGAUGAAAAUUAAAGUCUGUGCCAGCUAAUAAACUACUACUAAUAAUGCAUUGCCUUUUUACUGGAUCAUCUGGCAUGUUUAUAGAAAGUUAGUAAUACACCUAUCAUUUUCAUAUUUUUGGAAUUUAUAUUUAGUGUGAAGUAGCUUUUAUCCAGUAUUAGGUACAUAAAAAAUGUUUCUUAAUCAAUUAAUGGUUGUACUCUGUAAAAUUUUACUUUAAAUUAAUCUCUGAAGACAUUUUAUUUUUAAUAUCUUCUAGGUUUGUUCCAAUAAAUAUGACAGUGGGUUGGACAGGAAGGUAAUUUGAGUAAAAUCUAUUAAAAAAAAUGAAAAGAAAAAAAUCUAUAAAUAGUGUUUUUGAGCACUACAAAUGUUAAGACAGUUAUGUUUCUUUUGUUAGUUCUAGAUUCUGAAUAAUUCAAAUGCCUGUGACUUCAAUUAAUCAACCUUUAAGAAAAGAGAUUUGAUAUUGACUAAGAUCAGUGUGGAAAAUGUCUCAACAGGACGUGAAAAUGAAAAGGUUACAAUGGUUUUGUACCAACUGUCACUUGAUUUCCAGAAAAGGUGCACCUCAUAUAGCAGGAAAUGAAGAAACUUCAAAAAUGAUCUUUGAUCAUCUCGAAGCCUUGACUUCUAACCUAAGACGCUACUACCCACCCAUAGAAGAAGGAAAGCAGUGGAUUAAAAAUCCAUUUGAUGAGGACAACUUAAAUAAUCUUAACCUCACAACCUCCCAGGAAAAUGAACUCAUUGAACUGUCUUGUGAUUCCAUGUUGAAGUCAGUCUAUAAGGAGAAAGAUGUAACAUUUUGGAUGGAAACGAGGACAGAAUAUCCAACAAUAUCCGUAACUGCAUUGAGGCGGGAGAGACGGGGCCUGCUGCAUGUCCUGGAGAUGAGGCCCGGGACAGAGAGGGGCAGGCUGCCCGCUGCCGACCCCUCCCGCACCGUCAAGUGCUUCACGAGGUCUGCCGCGGGACGGGAGAGGCCGCCUGCAUCCCUCCUGCGACCCCCUCCAGUCCUGCACGCAACUCUGCGCUACCUGCUCGGCAACGUGGUAGCAGACACCAGGUACAACUGGCACCUGGUGUAUGAGUUUGUGUUCGAUCGUCUGCGAGCCAUCAGACAGGACAUGGUCGUACAAGGCGUGUGUCCUACAUGGUCCAUCACGCUUCUCCAGCCGAUGGUGCGCUUCCAUGCCUACGCAGGAUACAGGUUGUGUGAAGAGCCAGCAGCCAGGUUCGACGCUCAGAUCAACCGCACCCAACUGCUCGAGUGCCUGAAGACCCUCCUCGGCCUGUACGACGAGCUGGAGCACGCUGGCUCCUGCUCGUGUCCGGAGUGUGCCGGAGAGGCUGUGACUGCGACGGGGCCAAGUGAUCCCGCCCUCACCAAGGCCAGAGUGCAAAUGGAGGCCUUGUACGGGGCAUUGAACCUGGGGAGUGCUCUAGCCAUCGGCAGGAACUUACAGCUUGGCUUGCAUAAAAGGGAUCCCACGCUAGCUAUUGUUUUGAAGAUGUCUCUGUCACACUGGCUAGGACACUAUGUCCAUGUGUAUCGUAGCCUUAUCCACCUGCCUGCUCUGGUUAUGUGUGUGGCAGUUCUUCAUCUCCCAUCUGUCAGAAGGAAUACACUACAGGUGAUGAGCGUGGCUUUCGGCAGUCGCAAUCUCGGCUACCCCAUCAGCAAACUGGCCAGCCUCCUCCUGUACUCUACCGACAACGAGGCAGCCAAUGACUGCCGGCGGUACUCCUUGGCUGUGAAGGACGGCUCUGUCAUGUUUCACAAGAAAGUCUUCACCCUUGAUGCCAGCCCGAGUCCUGUUCAACAUGAGCCGUUUUUAGAAGACAAGCUCAAUGGAUGUGACCUGCCUGAGAUGUUGCUUGGGACAGGGUCUCAUUAGCUGAGAGCAUACAGCUCUGUGGUUCUAGCAGCUUAUAGAAGAGUGAAGAUCUCAUGCUCAAUUAUUUACAUUCACUCAGCAAUAAGCCUGAAUGCUGCAGCAUAUCAACGUAUUGCUGAAGAUAAAGAAAAUGUAUGUUUUUGCUCACAGAUUAUGAGGAAAAAACGGAAGGUCUUGUACUACAUUGGCAAUUUAAAAAAUAACAACGUACAGUAAACUCUCGAUUAUCCGGUUUUCGGGUUAUCCGUGCUUGAUUUUUUUUAUGAAGUUGUAAAAGAAAUGACUGGGUGUAGCUACGCCGCGACUGCGCUGCACUUUUUUUUUUUUUUUUUUUUUUUUUUUUUUACUGCUUUGUCAGAAAGCUAUUUACCUGACUCUUCAGACCCUCGUUCCCCCGCCAUCUUCACCCGUCAAUUUGUCACACUUUAAACCAAAAAGAAAUGCCUUGACUGCUGCUUCCGGCUCAACUCACUUCCCCCCCCCCCCCUUCCCCCCCUUUUAAAUUUUAUUUUCAAGCUUUCUUUUCACAGCACCCCGCCACGUUAAAAAAAAAAAGUCCCUCUACCUCUUUUACCUUCCAACACUCCUGAAGGCUGGUGGAAGAGGCAUUUUUCAUGCAGUUAUUUACAUCAGUUCUCCAAGGCAAAUUUGUAUGCUAAGAUAACACCCGACCUGGCUUAACUGCUGGUGGUCAUGCCGCAUAUAAGUUUAUUGUGGGGUAUUUUUAUUUAUCUUCAAACCAAACGCAUACGUAAAUUUGACACACAAAUGUGUUUUACAUUAUCACAGUAAUGUUCACAACUUUAAUGAUAUUAUAUUAAUAAAAGUGAAUUCUUUGUGUGGCGCAUCUCAACAUAGUGGCGGUAUCCCUGGUUCCUCCACACAACUAGACAAAGGAAAUUUUGUGAGAAAGCUCAGACGCUAUUGGAAUAUUGCAUCAUUAAAACCUGUAAAGUUACACAAGAAGAGUGCUUGUGUUUUUUUUUUUGGCACGCACACGCACGCAACCAUAGAGUAAGUAAAGGGAGAGGCGCCACUCCCAUAGUAAUGAUCGUUUGCUUAAAUUUGUAAACAAAACCCUUGCGAUCAUACCAUUUCUUUGCAACUUGACAACGAAAAAAUUACAGCCAGAUACAACCUGAGAAAGGUUUAGCGUGUGAUAGUUGGCACCGUUGUAGUCGUCAUAUUUUAUAUUUUUUCGAUAAAGGCUACUGAUAUUGUAAAAUUGCUUUAUGUUAGUUCUUAUAAUGGGACGUUAAACUAUUUCCGCAAUAGAAAAAAAAAGUUUUGAUGUAAAGUAGAUUCGAACUCUCAAUCGUCAGUUUCGAGCCAUGACGCCUAUACCCACAAGACCACCAAUCCAUCUUAAAGUAGAAUUAUCAAGUGUAUGUACUUAUAUAUUAUUUUUCUGCACUAGUAUAGUCCAAAUUAAUUAUACAGCCAGAUUGAAACUGAUGAUCGUUUGGUAAUGAAUUUUAUUUCUGUUUAUUAUAUUUAUUUUCCAUUCCAUUUUUAUUUAUUGUUUAAUUUUCAACUUCAAAAACUACAGUAGCAGCCCUAGCAGGUAAAAUGGAGAACGACAGGCCAACGUGCUCUAAUUUUCGUUUUCGGCAAUAUGCCACGCAGCAUCUAGUUUUCAGUGACAUUUAAAAAAUAUAUACUUUUACUUUCAAAUCCCAUUAUUACCACGAGACAAUACAAAGAUGGCCGUAUGUAAUUAUAAUAACUGGAUAUGUAGGUAAUAAACUAAAGAGAUCAAAACUUGUAAUUUUUUUUCCGAUGUUGGUGAAACAUGGUAUGAUCUCAAUUUUAAGGAUUCAAUUUGUCCUAUCUACUGUCACCCCCCUGCACGCAACGAGGUCUCACACACGCACAAAAGGAACGGGGCUCUCGUACACACGUACACACAAGGGGGGGGGGGGGCAGAGAGGGGGGUGGUUUAGGAAUUUCCCCUCUACCGGCCGAAGCAGCCAGUAACACAAUGGGAGGGGAAGGGCCUCUUGAAACGGCCGAGCGAGAGAGAGAGAGAGACAGUGAGAAAGGGAGCAUGUUGUUCGCCACCGGACACCCCUUCCUCCCCGGCGCCAGCAUAGCCACGGCCCUCUCUCGCUUUGCAGCCUUUGUUUACUGCGUGAACCUUUUUUUCCUUCCAACUAACGGUAUUUUUCCUUGUUUGAAGAUGCCAUUUAAAUCACUCUUUCUUACGAAAGAGCCAACAAGGAAGCACUCGUAAUAACCAGAUUAGUUUAGGAUUACUAUUUACGUAGUCAAACUGACGGUGCAUUUCAAAACUCUCGUAACUUCGAAGGUCUCGUAGUAUCCCAUACUCGUAAUUAUGACUGUAAAGUGCAUCCUAAUUUUAAUAGGCGGAAUUAACAAGAAACAAUAUCUUGCCGCGCGAGGUAGAAAAAUAAAAUGCAAUAGCUGGAAGGGGGAAAAAAAGGUGUAUAAUAUUGUGCUGUGGUUCAGACACUUAUUUUGUAGUGACCCCGGAUAAUAGGUUGUUAAAAGGGUGUAGGGAGAUGCUGAGUUGGGACUGCCGCCGCUCUCCCUCCCGUAGCAAUAAAGGGGACAGGAGAAGGAUGGUGGCAACACAGUGCCAGUAUUGUUUACGGUCCAAUAAGCUGGGACACGGUAUACAAAGCCUUUGCUUGUACUCAUAGAAUUCUACUGAAGAGACACUCUUUUGCCAGUAAAUACACCAUUUUUAAGUGGUGAAACGGAUUAUCCGUUUUUUUUUUUAUGGGCAUUCAAUUAUCCGGGCAUCGGAAGGUCCCAAUUAACACGGAUAAUCGAGAGUUUACUGUAUGUGUACCCAUUUCCGAAGAUGGGUUCAGACUGAUAGGACAAGACUGAGUUUCUCGUAUUCUGACUUUAUCCCGUUCUUCACCCUUCAUUGUGCAUGCCACAGUUAGUAUGUCAUUUACACUUUGUUACAAUCACUUCAGCAUUCUACAAACUAUAGUUCCAUUGUUAGUUGACGCAACACACUGGUGCUUCUAUGCAACCUCCACAGAUGCAGUUCACUCCAAUGCGCCGAGAUUAAUUCGCUUGUACGCUGCCGCUGUCUCCUGAUGCGCAUGCUGGCUACAAACACGCUGCAACUUGACUCGAGACCACGCAAGCACUUCGCAGCCCAACACUACCCUUGUUAGGGUCUAUCAGUUUGUUUAGGAUAUGGUCUAGUUGCUUGCCUAGCAAACAUGAAUGCAAAAAGUUUAUGAGUGCAGUGUAUGUGAAAAAAUGCUACUGAGACAUAGUUUAAAUUGUUAAAGUGAUCGUAACAAGUGGAUGAUGAUAAAGACAGAGAUAAACCAAAACCUACCCCCGAUUUCACUCCUAAAGGAUGAAUUUUUAUAAAUGGAAAAAAAUACUAUAUGCACCUCUACAUGCACGUUCUUUAGUGUAAAGAAUUUGUAGUAACAAGGCUAGUAGUGAUGUAAGGAAUGUGAGUUUUAUAAGGUUGGCAGCAGAGUAGCCAAGAUGGCCAAUACAGAUGUGUCGGGUUGAAGCAUGUUGUUUAUUAAAAUCCUACAGACAAUAAAUCCAUAUAAUAAGAAGGGAUAUUACUAAUAAUAGUAAUGAGUUUCCCUUCAUAAAAAUUUAAAAAUGAAUAUGUAUAUUGCAUUUAGUUUCUUUCUUCUAAUUUCAAUGGAUUCAGAAGUAUUAGUUUUUUUUUUUUUUUUUAACCAUGCUUUGACAGUCCUUAGAGUUUGUAAUUCAAAAAAAUGUUCCAAUUGUGAUUUGUGGUUUAUAUAUGUUUAUUAAUGAAAUGAUACCCAAAUAUGUUUUCGUAGACAUGAUUACAGUAGAACCCCUGUCAUACACUUUUCAACGGAGGGCACAAAAAUGGUGUAUGAUGCGGGAAAAUGUAUGAAAAGGGAAUGGCAAUAACAAAAUUUGUUUCAAUCUAGCAUACCAGCACAAUGUCAGAUUAAACUUAAAUACAUAAUGUGUAAA
Messenger RNA from Bacillus rossius redtenbacheri, 14476 nucleotides. Its product is annotated as SAC3 domain-containing protein 1. The coding region runs from base 9107 to 10516 and encodes 469 amino acids. The record is from RefSeq and is a predicted model, not a curated record. Gene Ontology annotation, biological process: spindle assembly; centrosome duplication. The transcript has 9 exons. Gene Ontology annotation, cellular component: centrosome; spindle; nucleus. Lineage: Eukaryota; Metazoa; Arthropoda; Insecta; Phasmatodea; Bacillidae.